Rhagoletis pomonella (apple maggot) is the source of this 1202-nucleotide messenger RNA. Its product is annotated as piggyBac transposable element-derived protein 3-like. Gene Ontology annotation, molecular function: sequence-specific DNA binding. The transcript has 2 exons. The record is from RefSeq and is a predicted model, not a curated record. Lineage: Eukaryota; Metazoa; Arthropoda; Insecta; Diptera; Tephritidae. Bases 71 to 694 code for a protein of 207 amino acids.
AUGUAUUUCAAGAGACAGAUUCAAACGAAUCAAACAGUUCUUUCACGUGUGUGACAACUCAGCAUUGGAUAUGAAAAACAAAUUUGCAAAAGUCGCACCAUUGAAUGACUUAUUGAACAAAAAAUUUCUUCAAUUUGGUGUUUUCUCUCACAACCUUUCCAUUGAUGAACAAAUGAUUGCCUACUACGGCCGACAUUCGUGCAAAAUGUUCAUCAAGGGAAAACCAAUUCGUUUCGGGUACAAGUAUUGGUGUUUGGCUUCGUCAGAAGGCUACUUGUAUCAACUACUUCCAUACGCUGGUGCAUCAGAACAGGAGGACCCAGGUUUCGGACUGGGAGAACGUGUUGUGCUAUCACUUCUUUCACAUCUGGAGGCCACCGCCAAGCACACGGUUACCUUUGACAACUUCUUUACAAGUCACAAACUUAUGACUCGUUUGUCGAACGAUGGAUUCUUCGCUUUGGGAACUGUUCGUGAUAAUCGGACCAAUCAUGCCCCAUUAAUGAACAUCAAGGAAAUGAAAAAGAAGCCUCGCGGGACGUCUGACUUUCGUUUCGACACGAACAAUUCUAUUUUGGCGGUGCGUUGGAAUGAUAAUGCGGUCGUGACCUUAUUAUCGAAUUUCCUAAGCCAUACACCAAUGGUCCGCGCGCAACGGUAUGAUCGAAAGCAACGGAAAAUGGUUACUAUUUAGCAGCCGUAUUUGGUCAACGAAUACAAUCAUCUUAUGGGAGGUGUGGACCUUUUUGACAAUGCAAUGAAUAAUUAUCGAAUUCGGAUUCGGGGAAAAAAGUGGUAUUGGCCAUUAAUAACAAAUGCGUUUGACGCGGCUAUGGUAAAUGCAUGGAAGUUACAUUGCUUCUGUCGCAAGUAUGACAAGAAGCCACCGAUGUCUCAAUAUGAAUUUCGAGUGGAGGUGUGUGAAUCGAUUAUGAUCAAGUCCAGUUAUCAUCAUCCGGGUAGAACGUCGGCUUCCGGGGCACAACUGGCAAUGCGUUACGACCGUAUGGAUCAUUUCAUCGGAAAACUUAAUACUCGUCAUCGUUGUCCGCAAUGCGGUGGCAAAACUGAAUAUGGUUGCUUGAAGUGCCAAGUGAACUUGCAUCCCGCUCCUUGCUUUCUGGAUUACCACAACGGCGUUGAACCAGAUAAGAAAAAGAUUGCCAAGGCUAAGUAAUCUAUUUCUUAUAAAUAUAAUAAUU